AUGGAAGUGGAUGAGAGUUUUAAUAACGAUGAAAAUGUGCCAUUAUCACAGUAUAGUCGUACAUCAGAUGACAUCAAGUCGAUGAUAAAACUGGCCAAACUGAAUGAAAAGCAACUAACCGAUGUCACACAGGUUUUAUACUAUGGCGAUGUGGAAAGUAAUCCCGAUUUGAAACUGCUUGAAUUGAAUGGUUCAUUGUUAUCGGCCAUCGAAGAAGGUCAAACACUUUCGUUUAAAGGCGGCCUGAAUGAAAAGGUAGUAUUAUGCACAAAUGAUCAAACGUUUGAGGUGAAAGAAGCCGGCAUUUCAAAUAGUCUACUAUUGAUCCCUGAAUUAAAAUUGGCACAGUCGACAUCAAAAUCACCAUUGAAAAGUCCAAAAAACCGUGCAAAUUCAUCAAUGGAACGAAAUCAAAAUGAAUCAACUGGCAGCAUCGAUGAUGAUGAAUUAUUUGAUCCAACCGCUGAGCGUCAACAAGAGCGACGUAUCGUCAAGAAGGUUUUUCACGAAUAUUUUGAAUGCCGUGAAGUUAAGCCGAAAUUUCGAAAAUUGGGAGAACUAUUACAGCUGACUAGAUAUUCGGGACCGGAAAAUGAAUAUUGCAUCGAUCGUUCGUUGCUAUUUACAUUUAAUCAAUUGCUUAAUACAACACAAUGCAGUCGUCGCGAAUUUGAAAAUGGCCUUAAAAAGUUUCGGGCCUUUGAAUUUGAGGGUCGUAUGCGUGUAUUUGACAUUGAAUAUGAAUAUCGCUUGCUGUCAUUGCUUUUGGGUAUUAUCACUGAGAAUUCUUGGCCUAUUGAUGGAAUCGAUCGCGAUGAAACACUCAGCGCUAUUUCGGAAACGAUUGCACCGGCGCCAAUGUUGCAAGCUAUGUUUGAUAUGUACACAUUCCCUUCACAACAAUCGUCAAGCUCUCGAUGCUUGUACACGUAUCGGGAAGAAAUGGUCUGUCGAACAAUUGCACAAAAUGUACUGCAACAAGGUACAAAAUUUCAUUACAACGAUUUUAUGGAUACAUGGCAAAAUGCUUUGCCGGACGGUUUUCAAGUGCAGGAGAAAUAUUUACGAGGAAUCGGCAUCGUUGAUCGUUCAGUAGCAAAUGUUCCAUGUGUACGAACAUUGAUUGAACAAAAUCUGACCACCAGUUUAAUUGAUCGCUUGAGAGUUUUGUUUAAGACACGAGAACGGUGGACACUGGACGAGAUUGAACCGUAUAUCGAAUUUUUCGCCAAUCCACAAUUAUCGAUAACAUCGAUUUUGGCCAAGCACGCACGCGCUAUCACAGAAAAAGGACAACGGAUCUACGUUUCCAAGCAUGGAGUCUGAUUAAGUCAGUCAACAGAUGACAGAUUGAAUAUUUAUUAGGAGCAUACGAAUAGUAAAAAUUAAAUCGGUGGUUUCCAACUGGUGAUCCGCGGCGCGCCUUCCAAAAUUGGCUGCCCGCUUAUUAGAGUCCAAAUAAUUUUACCAAAAAUGGAAAUAAAAGUUCAGGAAACUUAUUUUUGUUUUGGUUCACUUCAAAUAUAACUGUUGCAUCAGAGCGUAAAAUAA
Molecule: messenger RNA, 1551 nt
Organism: Contarinia nasturtii (swede midge)
Lineage: Eukaryota; Metazoa; Arthropoda; Insecta; Diptera; Cecidomyiidae
Product: sister chromatid cohesion protein DCC1
Exons: 6
Coding region: 1-1326 (441 amino acids)
Biological process (GO): maintenance of mitotic sister chromatid cohesion; mitotic sister chromatid cohesion
Cellular component (GO): chromosome, centromeric region; Ctf18 RFC-like complex; chromatin
Source: RefSeq, a predicted model, not a curated record